This is a messenger RNA of Colletotrichum acutatum, 578 nucleotides long. RefSeq lists its product as uncharacterized. The transcript has a single exon. NCBI's taxonomy places the organism in Eukaryota, Fungi, Ascomycota, Sordariomycetes, Glomerellales, Glomerellaceae. The record is from RefSeq and is a predicted model, not a curated record. The coding region runs from base 82 to 498 and encodes 138 amino acids.
UCCACAGAGAUAGGUACAACAGGGAGCCUGGGCCCGGAUGCUGUCCGACAUUGUACGAAACGAUCAGCAUAUCAGCUCUAGAUGUGCUCAUACAAGAGCAUACCAAGUAGCCUCGCCAUUCUGGGAUGCAGUUUACUACUCCAUUACCUACCUACCUAUCUCAUGCAUAUUUGUAGGUCCUUUCACUAUUUGGAGCCAUCUACUGACUGCCUGCAGCCGUCCCACACAAGUUGCUUUUUCGUGGGCAAAUUGAAGAGGGAUCUGCCAGCCUUCAAUAGCGCCGCUCCAUAUCCCAGCUGGGCAGCAGAUCGAUCUUCGAUAAUCCACAACGCGGCGCCUCUGGGGGCCUGUCCCGUGUUCUCGGAUCGCCAGGCAGUACGUUGCUCUAAAGGGCUGAUCCAGCCAGGCUUUGAGCGUUCCCCACCACCACUUCAUUGUUUGCCCUUUGAGUCAGUUCCUGCAGUAACGGGAAGACUUUGUCAUCAGAGGGAGCGGUGAAGGGCUUGAAACAGACUAAUUGCGGCCUUUGUUGUACGGCAGACAACCUGAAUCGUUGAGACGGCGGCCACUGAUCACAA